AUGAAUCAAAAUCUUGGCCUCGGUUCGGCACAAUUCGAAAAAUUCAAGCAGUUCUUCGAACAACAAACGUCGUUCCCAUCCUCGGAGGUGCAAUCAUUCGCCGACAGCUGGGAGCACUCGUCAAAAGAGGUUCACCGGCUCUUAGAACACGCGGCUCGAGCCCGUCCCCAUCACACAGCCGACACACUGUCGGUCAACGAGACCGAAAGCUGGAUCAAGCAUCUCGUGGAGCCGAUUUUCGAAACUUGUGCACACAUUCAGCAGAAAAUUCAAUUGCUUGACGAACAACGAGUCGAGCUGUAUAAGGUUGAGAGCAAAUAUAAAAAAUUGCGGGCUUCCAAGCCACGAACUGUUUGCGAAAAAUGUUUUACCUAUGAGAUGAUCGACGGAAAGCAGGAACCGGUCAACCUGACUUGUCAUCGGAGUUGUGCCCUCUGCGAAAAAGACUCAACAGUCUCUUGUCCCGCAUUUUCCAGGUAUGGUCAGUGUUGCCCAAAAUGUGGCUGCGAUGUUGGUGAUCCCAAGCGAAUUUUUCUCACGACUACAAAGAAAAUUCCUAGAAUCGAAAAUCUCAUCGACGAAUACCAAGGGGAGUUCGAUUUUGUCCUAAAGGCAAUGUCCACAUUUUCAGUGUUCCUUCAAAACAAUGGAAUCACUUUGAAAGGAAAUCUUUUCGAGAAACAUCUACAAAAAUUUAUUUUGGCCGAGAAAAAGAAACACAAAAGGACUGACUCGGAUCGUUUACACCAAUUGAACAGUCUCAGCAUAAGCUACCAAAACGUUUACAUCACGAUUCUCCGUGAAAAGAAACACAAAAUCGGCCUCGAAAAGCUUCAAGACAUUCGGCAAAAACUGUUUUCGUUACCGCACACCGGUGGCAAUAUUGCCGAGACUUUCGUGUCUUGCAUCAAAGGCGGUCAUCAGGACUUUGCGGCAACUGUCACAAAGUGUGAAGAGUCGACAUUUCAAAAAUGGCUUGGCUACGCGGGCUCUUUGAAAGAGGGAAUCUUCGAAGUCAAGCCGGUGGCGGUGUUUACACGUUUGAUAACCAGACCAACAGAAAAGGAGACUGAAAUGAUGUUGACCGCA
Mesorhabditis belari is the source of this 1089-nucleotide messenger RNA. NCBI's taxonomy places the organism in Eukaryota, Metazoa, Nematoda, Chromadorea, Rhabditida, Rhabditidae. The record is from the annotation of a GenBank genome assembly.